AUGAUUGCCAGAAUUGGAUUGAGAACCUCCAGAGCCACCAGAGCCACCAGAAACUUCCAGACCUCCUCCAGAGUGUUGCUGGGCAACGUUUACGGCUCUCCUAAGGAGGGUGUUUACUCCAACUUGCCAUUCAAGGUCAAGACCAAGGUUGUUCCAUUCGGCGUUGGCUGGUGGGGUGUCAUGGGUUUCUUCUUUGCCUUCCCAUUCUUGACUUCUUACUGGCACAUGAAGAAGGCCGGCAACAUCUAA
Sungouiella intermedia is the source of this 249-nucleotide messenger RNA. NCBI's taxonomy places the organism in Eukaryota, Fungi, Ascomycota, Pichiomycetes, Serinales, Metschnikowiaceae. The record is from the annotation of a GenBank genome assembly.